UCUGGUUUUAUUUACUGGUGUGACUUCAGCAGCUCAGUGUCUUCAUACAAUGGCAUUCGACGAGUCAAACCAAAUGGCUCUUACUUCAGAAACAUUGUCACUGGUGGUAUUGGAAGAAAUGGAAUUCGAGGCAUUGCUGUUGACUGGGUCGCAGGAAACCUUUAUUUUACCAAUGCUUUUCAGACGGAAACAUUCAUUGAAGUUGUCCGCAUUAACAUGACUUAUUAUCGUCGGGUCCUAAUGAAAACUACAGUGGAUAUGCCAAGGCACAUUGUGGUAGAUCCCAAAAAUCGAUACCUGUUUUGGGCAGAUUAUGGUCAAAGUCCCAAAAUUGAGCGAGCUUUCCUAGACUGCACCAACAGAACAGUUCUGGUGUCGGAAGGCAUUGUUACACCAAGAGGCUUAGCUGUGGAUCGCAAUGACGGAUAUGUCUAUUGGGUUGAUGAUUCUUUGGAUAUGAUUGCAAGAGUUAGAAUAGAAGGUGGUGAUACACAAAUUGUGCGAUAUGGCAACCGCUAUCCAACACCUUAUGGGAUUACUGUAUUUGAAAACAGCAUCAUCUGGGUGGACAGGAACUUAAAAAAGGUGUUUCAAGCCAGUAAAGACCCUAGUAAUACCGAUCCACCAACUGUU
This is a messenger RNA of Staurois parvus, 633 nucleotides long. The record is from the annotation of a GenBank genome assembly. NCBI's taxonomy places the organism in Eukaryota, Metazoa, Chordata, Amphibia, Anura, Ranidae.